Messenger RNA from Neoarthrinium moseri, 3900 nucleotides. RefSeq lists its product as uncharacterized. Gene Ontology annotation, cellular component: nucleus. The transcript is spliced from 6 exons. Gene Ontology annotation, biological process: DNA-templated transcription; regulation of DNA-templated transcription. The coding region runs from base 1 to 3900 and encodes 1299 amino acids. The record is from RefSeq and is a predicted model, not a curated record. NCBI's taxonomy places the organism in Eukaryota, Fungi, Ascomycota, Sordariomycetes, Amphisphaeriales, Apiosporaceae. Gene Ontology annotation, molecular function: DNA-binding transcription factor activity, RNA polymerase II-specific; zinc ion binding; DNA binding.
AUGCGCCGUGUAGCAGCGGCACUCCUACCCGAUCCUACUACAUUGUAUAUCUUGGGUUCUCUGGAUCCGAGGACCAAAGGAGAGCCGGCCAUUGGAAAGAAGAAGCGGCCUAUUUUAGGCCGGGAUAGACCGCUGGAGGGCGUGGGGUCCCUUUCUGGGGCUAUCGCGCUUCUGGGUGCGUCCACAGACGGUACCACCUCAAGGGAUGUGCGGUCGGGUGCCAGGCAUGGCGAAGGAGGAUCCUGCCGCGAGGACGGACGCACUAGAGGUACCCAGUCGCGCCCCCAGUUCCAUGCUUCCCAGCACGCCCAGCAGGCCCGCAGCUGGAUGCCCAGCACCACCAUUGCAGGCUGCCCCUGGCGCCGUCGAUUGGCUGGCAAAGUCGGUCCCAGGCUCGUUGGUCUAGUGGCCUUCCCGUCCCCGGCAUUCGACCCUAGCGGCCCAGCGAGCCAGGAGGCACGCCGCACCACGAACCUGCGGCAUAGCCAGCUCCGUCGAAUGGGACUGGCGCUCGACACUUCUCGAUUUUCAUCUCGGUCUGUCGUCUGUCUGCUUCUGCUUCUGCUUCUGCUGUCUGCUGUCUGCUUCGCCUCUACCUCUGGCCCUCAACGCUGUGCUCACGAUCCCGCCCUCACCGUCCUCUCCCUCGCCGGCCACCCAUCGCCGUCGCCAACCCCCAACGACCCGAUCGAGUCGCUCGCGCAUAUCUCUCUCCCCUCCCUCACCACCCCCCGACGCUGCACUCUACCGGGACCACCCAGGCACUCCGCCGCUGUUGACAUCCUACCCUCCGCACCGCUUCUCGCCCGGCGCCUAACCAGCCAUCCCCAGCUGUCUGCAGAUAUCUACCUCCGACGGGCUGCCGUUUCUACCGAGCACCCACCAAGCUCUGCACCGCAUUAUACUGGACAGCGAUCCGUUGACCCUUCCCUCGUCCACGGAUACCUGCAGUCUUGUCAUGCUGUAGCACAUUGCGACCAUCCCGCCACCUCUCGCAAUCCCCUCAUUCCGAUUCUCCUCUUGGCAGGCGGGCCACCAGAUUGCGCCUCUCAUCGCACGGGCAAGCCAGCCGUCUGUCCGUCCCGACAACAAGCCUCGCGUGCAGACUCCUUCCCGUCGACUUCCUCCCGUGGCCAGCCAGCCUCAGAACGCGGCGUCCCAGCCUCGUCCGCAUCCGUCACCCGAACCGUCACAAUUAGCACCCCAAUCCGAAUCCAGUCCAUCCUCUCGCCGCCAGACCCGCCCGACACGGAUGAUACACAGACAAACUCGUCAUAUCAGUCGGCACCCAAGCGCAGAUACGACGACCCGUCGGGUCACCCCGAUGCGUCCUUAAUACCGCCCACGCCUCCAGCACCCCCGGACAGGCGACUCUCCACCGCCACGGAUCUGUCGCAGGGCUCGGGAGUCGGGGGUGUGCCGCGGGGGUAUGUGGACCACGAGAUGAAGCCGGUGCUGGCAGGCUUGACCUUCGAGAGCAAAAAGCAGAACAAGAUGCGCCCGCCCAUGCGCUCCAGCAUCGCUUGUCUGCGCUGUCGCAAGUCCAAGAUCAAGUGUGAGAACAAUGGCGGCACCAGCCCAUGCGACAGCUGUCUCAAGACGGGCAAGGACUGCGUCUUCAAGCUCCCCGAGGCCAACCCCACGCCCCCGAAGAGGAACGAGCCGCCGUCGGCAAUCAAGCAGGAACGGGACGGAGGCUCGGAUCGGAAGAAGCUCAAGAAGAUCGACGAGUUGUCAAAACUGGAUGGGGAGAAGGCUACCCUGUUCGCAGACGAGGUGCUGUCGGCCCCUUUCCUGACCGAAGAUGUCUGGGAUCAGGUUCUUGACCUGUAUAAGCUCCAUUUCGCCCCGGAGCUGCCUUUUCUACAUUUACCGACCAUGAAGGAGAAAUUGGGCCGUAGGUUCAGGAAUCAGCAGCCCGAGUCCAGUGCGGAUUUCAAUCUUGUCUUGCUGGGUGUUCUUACGCUCACCGCCCGGUACCAUACGGACCUGGUCAAGUACCUAGCGCAUAUCUGCAACGCCCAGGGCGGCAACGCAAGGUCGCGCCCGGUGCAGACACAGGUCGACCCGGCCGCAGCCUCCGAGUACUACGCCGAAACCCUCACCCGCGCUCUUGGCUCCGUACGAAAUGCCAUGGGCUCUGCCUCUGUAGAGCGUGUGCAGGCUUUGCUGAUGUUGGGGCUCUACGAGUGGGGCCAGACCCGACCGAAUACUGGAGGUCUCGGUGCGUGGAUGUUUGUGGGCACUGCGAUCAGAAUGGCGCAGUUCUUACAGCUCGGCUUCCUGGAUAGGGAUUUCAGGGCAAUUGGGGAAAAGCUGCAUGAUAAGAAGAAGUCUGGCUCCCAAUCCCAGGAGACCCUGGAGAAGGAAAUCAAGCGGCGCACCAUGUUCAGCUGCUUUGUUCUGGAUCGGAUGCUAUCAUGUGGGAAAGAGAGGCAGGCGAUAUUGCAUCCCAGCAGACUUUCGAUACAGCUGCCUUGCUCGGAGGACAAGUUCGACCUGGCGAUGAACGCAAGCACGGGUUUCCUUGAUCCUCGGGAUGAUGAUCCCAUGGUCUCGGACGACAGCGUUCUGAGUCGUUUCAUCCAGUUAGUGCACCUAUGGGGCGACAUCUCAAGGUAUAGUGUCGAUGGCGGCCGGCUGAUCGAGACCUUGCCCCCUUGGGAUCGGGAGUCCAGCUUUUUCAAGCUUCGGACGCGACUCUUGACAUUCGAAGAAGAAUUACCCGCCACCUUUACCUUCUCGCGAUCCAACUACUUCAAGCAUGAGAAUCACCAAGCUUCCAGCGUUUAUGUGUUAAUGCACAUGCUGAGAAACGUCUGUCUCAUCAUGCUGCAUCGAGAGUAUAUCCCGUUUGUGCCAAUACGCUGCAGUGAGCCAGAAGGUCCAAUCGAUGACCCGAUACCGCCGAAGGACCAAAACCCCCCAGGUUUCUGGCUCGACAGCGCCGAGCAGGUCUUCAAAGGGGCCAGGGAGAUUAUCGACUUGAUUGAGAUUUGCCAGAAGAAGGAUAAACUUCCACAGUCGACAAUCGUCUUGUUCGCGAUUUGGACCGCAGCUUUCGUGUCACUGUAUGCCAUACAUUUCGAGCAGAUGGACACGCAGCAGCAUAUUCUCAGUUAUAAGUGGAAUGAGCCAGCGGAGAACGAGCAAGUGGAUAUCUUUCGGCAUGGCCCGCUAGGUCUGGCGAAUACGACGCUUAACAAGAUGUCCAUCUGUCUGAGCAUGGCCACUACCUAUGUCACAGUACUGCAGAAGAUGGACGUGUAUUUUGUCCGAAUCAAGCAGGACUAUCAUAAUCAUGUCAAGGAGAACAAGGGGCUGAGCGAAAAGACUAGCUUGAGUCUUCGUCUUGGUGGGAGAGGCGGCGGCUUGGAAGAGUACAAAAACCUUCCCAUGUUGAAGGAGUUUGGCUACCUACAACCUCACGACCAUUCCUCGAUGGAUCAUCCAGAUCGGUCACGGGCAAGCACCAUGGAUCGCAUGUCACCAAUUACAUCCGACAAUCACCUGCCACCUAUAGAUCGCGGUGGGCCGCCAAGAUCUAUGCCGUCGGGUUCUUUCACUGCUAUCAACCAUGCAGGCCCGUAUGGCCUGAAUGGUUCUGCUGGUCAUCGCCUGGAAGAUGCACAUACCGACAACUGGAACCGCCCCUCGAAUCUAAUACGCCAAGCUCAGUCUCCAAAUCAGGCCAUAGCAUCAUCAACCUUGGCGAUGCUGAAUUCUUCUACGGCGGUGGCACAGUCCUCGCCGUCUGACGACGAAUACUCGCUGUUUGACCAAGAGCGGAAACGUUUCGCCAACACCAAUGAUCUGACUAUCUUGACGCAGAACAACGACCCAUGGAUGGAUGCUCAACAGUUUCCAUUCUUCGACCUACCGAAUGAUCUGUAUACGUAA